AUGGGAAAGGGAAAAAAUAAGCAGCUAGUGGAGAAGGAGGAGAUGAAAAGUGAGGAAAAAAAGGAAGAGAAAAAUACAGGAAAUUCCAAUAAAGAAAUUGUGUUGAAAGUGUUCAUGCAUUGUGAAGGAUGCUGUCAAAAAUUUUCUAGAUGCUUGAAAAGACUUGAUGGAGUGGAAGAUGUUGUGAUAGAUAGUGCAAAUCGCAAGGUGGUUGUGAAGGGGAAAAAUGCUGAUCCACUAAAAGCCCUACAAACACUUCAGAAGAAAUACAGUAGAAAUGUUCAAGUGAAGGUUGUAGUGCUCAAAAUGUACAUGCAUUGUGAAGGUUGUGCAAAUGAUAUCAAGAAAUGUAUAGAGAGAAUAAAAGAAACUCUAAAUGUGGAAACAAAUAAGGAAACGUCAAGAGUGAUUGUGAAAGGCGCAUUCGAUCCACUGAAGCUUGUUGAAUCCAUCAAGAAGCGACAAAGGAAGCAUGUGGAGAUUGUGAAGCAAGAACAAGGAGAGAAAGUAGGAUCACAAGGCAAGGGCAAUGACAAUAAAAAAGGCACAGAACAAUACAAGGACAACAGCUAUUGA
Quercus robur (English oak) is the source of this 576-nucleotide messenger RNA. RefSeq names its product heavy metal-associated isoprenylated plant protein 8-like. The record is from RefSeq and is a predicted model, not a curated record. The transcript is spliced from 5 exons. NCBI's taxonomy places the organism in Eukaryota, Viridiplantae, Streptophyta, Magnoliopsida, Fagales, Fagaceae. Bases 1 to 576 code for a protein of 191 amino acids. Gene Ontology annotation, molecular function: metal ion binding.